CUGAUUACGCUGAUAUUGUUUCAAACUCCACUGCACUGAAAUUCCGGCAAUGUACUUACGUUGUAGAUUGCAGUCAGAGGUUGUGCUAUAUGUUUGCAAGUACAAUAAAUAGUUCACUGUGCUUCCAGACUGACCAUUUGUUAGCUAGUGUUUUAACUAAACAUGGAUAUUUUUUUGAAAAGCUGUCGCGAUGUGUUGAAGAGAAAUGCAGGUGUCAGCCCAGGGUUCCGUGUGGUCCUGGGUAACGAGGCCUGCGACGUGGACUCCAUGGUGUCGGCCGUGGCCUAUGCAUACUUCCUGUCUGUGACCAUGGUCCCGGGUAAAACACCCCUGCCUGUCAUGAAUAUUCCCCGGCGAGAGUUUUCCCUUCGCACGGACAAUGUCUUCUUGCUGAGAGAGAGCGGACUCUCCCCGGAUGACCUAGUGUUCCGGGAUGAGGUUGACCUAGGGGCUCUCCACCGUGCCGGCCAAUUGGACCUCACCCUGGUGGACUGCAACAUGCUGCCCUGGUCUGACAGGGAUUUAGAGGCGUCAGUGGUGGAGGUGAUCGACCACCAUCGCCUGGAGAGGAAGCCCUCUCCGUCCUGUGCCGUUACAGUGGAGACUGUGGGCUCCUGCGCCACCCUGGUGACAGAGUGUAUUGUCCAGAAAGCCCCGGAGGUCCUCCACCAACAGAUGGCCCUUCUCCUAUACGGAACCAUUGUGUUAGACUGUGUCAACAUGGCCCCUGAGGCGGGGAAAGUCACCCCCAAAGACAGCCAUUAUGCAGCCCUCUUGGAGAAGCGCUUCCCUGAUUUGCCACCGAGGGGUGCCCUCUUCUUGUCCUUGCAAAACGCAAAGUUUGACGUAUCAGGUCUCACUACGGAACAGAUGCUAUUGAAGGACAUGAAGGUAGCAUCUGGAGGAGAUGUGAAACUGGCAGUUAGUGUGAUAUAUAUGACACUGGAGGCUUUUCUACAGAGACAAAACUUACAGCAAGAGCUCUGUGAGUUCAGCAACAAACACAGCUACAGCCUUGUGGUGGCCAUGACUAUCUGCUACAACGAUAUCAAGGAACCAUUCAGGCAGCUGGCAGUAUACAGCUCCAACACCCUCUACAGGGAGCAGGUCAGCCAGGCCUUGGAGCAAGCCAGGAGCCCCAGUCUGAGCCUGAGUCCAAUGAGCAGCCCUUAUUCCGACAUCAAGGCUUAUCUCCAGGGCAACACGUUGGCUUCCAGGAAGAAAGUGCUUCCCAUUAUCAAGGACUUCCUGAUGGACAGGGAGAAGAGGCUGGUUCCUUGUGGGGACUUGGAAGAGAGCUACGAGGUACCAGUGCAACUGGCAUGUGCUGAAGACACUGGGAUAGAAGAUGACGUUCAGCUCCCUCCCACGCCUAUGAACAGCCUGGUAGAGGGGUGUCCCCUGGACAACGGGCUGCCCAAGAUCAGCGCUGAAGCUCUGACUAAGAAGUUCCGCAAGAUGGCCAGCGACGAGGCGAACGCAGGGGGACACUGAUGUCACUCUCUCGUCCUCACCCUUGUCGUCAAGGUCAGAAGGCCACCGGCUGUGCUCACUAACCUGUAUAACGGUGGGAUGGCCCGCGACUUCAACAGGACUCAGAUCGGAUUCCAUCCAGAUUGUUUGUGAAUGUGCAGGGUGUUAAAGUAUGCACAGCACUGAUCAGCUGGGAGCUGUGAGGCACCCUGUUUUGUAUCCACCAGAGAACACGGUCCACUUGAAACCGCACUGUCAAAAUGGAAAUGCAUUGAGAGUAUCAGCGAUGUGUACUUUCAUCCUUGAGUGGGAAUCUGACAUCUGAUUGGGAAAGAUGCAUAACAGAGGAUUUUGGGAUAUUAUUAAGGAUGAGAAAAACAUACACUCUUUCCCUGCGUGGGCUUGUACAAAUCUGCAUAGAUCAAUUUCUGUGAUUGAUGCUUAAGCCUGUGUGAUAUUUAGUGUUGAUUCUUCAUACUUCAUAAGUAUUAUAUUGACGUGUUUGUGUUGACAGUGUUUUAUUUCUAAGAAAUCAGUAUUUGUUCUUCUGAUUCAGAACUAACAUAACCUGUUCCAAAUGAGAGCAUCAUUCUAAUGUAUAUGCUGUCCAUUUGUGUUUAAUGUCAUUGUGUUUAGUCUAAGAAGGUUAUUUCAUUUUGUGCUGUUCAGCACUUGGUACUAGUUUCGGAUUUUGGGAUUUAUUAUAAUAUAUUUUGAAGCCUGGUGUUAUUAAUGGCUGGGGUACUUCCAGACCUGAUGCAGUCUAAAACCAGUUAAUUGAAAUACAGAAGUAAUCUAUUAGCCAAAGGUUUAAAAUAUUCAAAAUUAAACCUGCUUUUGAACAGUUUUUGUGUGCGUGUGAUUUAAAAAAAUAUAUACACUUAACAUUUUUAAGUUUUCUGUAUUCAUGUUUUGUUCAUAAUAAAAUUGCAUGUAUUUAAUA
Molecule: messenger RNA, 2416 nt
Organism: Esox lucius (northern pike)
Lineage: Eukaryota; Metazoa; Chordata; Actinopteri; Esociformes; Esocidae
Gene: prune1
Product: prune exopolyphosphatase
Exons: 8
Coding region: 163-1494 (443 amino acids)
Cellular component (GO): cytoplasm
Molecular function (GO): exopolyphosphatase activity
Source: RefSeq, a predicted model, not a curated record